GCAACUGUGCUCUGUUUGGAUCAUCUUGGUGUUUUCACCGUUGCUGCUUCUAUUCGGUUUGCUGGCAUCAGAAGGAGUUCCUUGAGGUUUUCCCCAAAAGGAUCCUAUACUCCACCCAUAGGACUGCACGGUAAAGAGGUUUGUUUUUUUUUAGUUCAAAACUGUGGUGAAAAAUGAAUGGCCCAGCAGAUCCCUCAAGCCUAUUCUUCAGUUGCUCAAAUCAAUCAAAUUUCUCUUCAGAAACAUCAGAGCAAUGUGGCAAAGAGACACACCUCGAGAACAUCCUUUUUGCCACUUUCUACUUCCUGGACUUCAUCCUGGCUUUUGUCGGCAAUGCUCUGGCUCUUUGGCUCUUCAUCCGGGACCAAAAGUCAGGCACACCUGCCAACAUUUUCCUGAUGCAUCUUGCUGUGGCUGACCUGUCCUUCGUCCUGGUACUUCCCACCCGGCUGGUGUACCAUUUUUCUGGUAACCACUGGCCAUUUGGUGAGAUUCCAUGCAGACUCACUGGCUUCCUUUUUUACCUCAACAUGUACGCCAGUAUCUACUUUCUCAUGUGUAUCAGCAUUGACCGUUUCUUAGCCAUUGUGCACCCUGUCAAGUCCAUCAAGCUCCGCAGAUCCCUUUAUGCCCAUUUGGCCUGUGCCUUUCUAUGGGUUAUAGUUGGGGUUGCAAUGGCACCUCUGCUGCUCAGUGUGCAGACAGUCGAGAUGAAAAACACAACCAUCUGCCUGCAGCUCUACAGAGAAAAGGCAUCACACCAUGCCCUUGUGUCCUUAGCAGUAGCGUUCACCUUCCCAUUUAUUACUACAGUGACUUGCUACCUAUUAAUCAUCCGAAGCCUGAAGAGUGGGAAUAGAGUUGAGAAACACCUGAAGGAAAAAGCUAUCAAAAUGAUCAUCAUGGUCCUCAUGAUCUUUCUGAUUUGCUUUGUACCUUAUCACGUCAACCGCUACAUUUAUAUUCUCCAUUACAAUGGGACCAAAACUUCCUGUGAAACGCAGCGGAUUCUAGCCCUCAGUAACCGCAUUACUUCCUGCCUCACAAGUCUAAAUGGUGCCUUUGACCCAGUCAUGUAUUUUUUUGUAGCUGAGAAAUUCCGUGAGGCUUUGUGCAAUCUGUUUUGUGUUAAAAAGACUGUAAUGUUGCCUCAAACAUACGAGGGUAAGACAAAUGAAAGCUCACUAAGUGCUAAAUCUGAACUGUGA
Phaethon lepturus (White-tailed tropicbird) is the source of this 1208-nucleotide messenger RNA. It is a transcript of the gene GPR17, whose product is annotated as G protein-coupled receptor 17. The transcript has 2 exons. Gene Ontology annotation, cellular component: membrane. Bases 174 to 1208 code for a protein of 344 amino acids. Lineage: Eukaryota; Metazoa; Chordata; Aves; Phaethontiformes; Phaethontidae. The record is from RefSeq and is a predicted model, not a curated record. Gene Ontology annotation, biological process: positive regulation of Rho protein signal transduction; phospholipase C-activating G protein-coupled receptor signaling pathway. Gene Ontology annotation, molecular function: G protein-coupled receptor activity.